Molecule: messenger RNA, 3109 nt
Organism: Mobula hypostoma (lesser devil ray)
Lineage: Eukaryota; Metazoa; Chordata; Chondrichthyes; Myliobatiformes; Myliobatidae
Product: inositol 1,4,5-triphosphate receptor associated 2-like
Exons: 19
Coding region: 296-1894 (532 amino acids)
Cellular component (GO): endoplasmic reticulum membrane
Source: RefSeq, a predicted model, not a curated record
UUCUCAAGGAAUCCCAUCAAUUCCAUAAGGAAGUAUGGAUAAUUCCAUUUGAGUUUCAGGAUAACAGCAGAUGAUACUUUAAAGGAAAUGAGAACAUAAAAAAUUUAAGAGAUUCAUACAGGAAACAUGAGCUGGAGCCACACGCAAGGCACUGCAGUGGCUGGAAUCUGAAACAAGCCAACUGCUGAAGAAAUUCAGAAGUUCGAGCAGCAUCUGUAGGGGACAAGGAAUUGUCAACGUUUCAUCAAAACCCUGAAUCCAGAGGAUGAGCCAGCAGGUCCUCUGCUGAAAGAAAAUGGGCACUCCACAGAAACUUACCAGCCGCCCUCACUCCCAGUCUGCCUCCAUCGCGGUCUCACUUGCUGUGGCACCCAGGGACAAUGCCUCACUCCCAGGGAUGCAGAAUGAUAAUUGCUCAUCUGCUGAGGUCUCCACCAAUGAGCAACAGCCUGUGCUGAGUGAAGUCUUCCUUCUACCCAGCAAGGAAGAUCCAAAACGGCAGAAGAAGCCGGAGGCGGAGACCAUGGCUGCAGCUGCCGUCACUACCCUUGCUGGUGAUGUGACAGAAACUAUGAUCUCUGGUGGUCCAGGGACCCCACAGGAGGAAUCUGACCUAACUCCAGAGAACCACAGCAUCGAAAGUGAAUCGAGGUCACCUGAGGAUGAACAAGUCAGAGACAGUGAUGAGAGUGGAGAAGACAGUGCUCCUGAGGAACCACUCAACAACUCCAUGGAUGAGGUGUCGAUUUUGAAACGGUUGGGCCUCUUCAAGAGGGAAUUCUGCACUGAGAAAGAAGUAGAGUCAGCGUUCAUACACCUGUCUCUGGCUUUCAAAUCCGACAUGUUCACAUUGAAACAAAGGCUCCAGGUGGAGGAACAUGCCCGAGAUGUGGCUGAAGAGAACGUCCACAAGGAGCUCGAGGAAUGCAAGGAAACAUUGAAGAAACUAGAAGCAGUUUGCAUGGAUGGACGACGGCAAAAGUUUCUGAAAGAGCUGGAGAAGUACCUUCAGGUCCUGGAGGCCUCCAUCACCCGGGUGACCAGCCAUGCCGAGCUACUGGGUGCAUUGCACCAGGAGGCCCGAGUGAGCCAGGGAAUGCAGGUGAUGAUCCGACACGUGGAGAACCUGAAAUGCUUACACGCCAAGGAACACGCAGAGCUGCAGGAGAUGAGGCGGACCAUCCAGCAGAAUGCCAGGAACAGGCAGUUCGGAGAAGUGAGAGAUGAUGCUGACUUCCAAAAUAAGCCCCAAAUGAUGAGAGCGAUACAUCAGAGUACAGUCCGCAGAAGAGUGAGCAUCGCUGUUAUCCCAAAGCAACUCAUGAUUUUCCAUUGUCCAGACUCCAAAGUAGCUGAUGGAGAAGAGCACAGAACAGACUUUAGCUCAUCACGACUCUCUGGGGAGAACAGGCAAUCAUCUGACAGUAAACUGCAGGAUCUUCAGAAAGACUUUCCCGAGAACCACAUUCUGCACACGGCCUCUGAUCUUCCCUCCCCAACAUCACUUUCUGAAAGCAGUCAGACAGACGGCGAAGGCACCAUUGUGAACAAGUCACAAAAAAGGAGGUUGGAAGACGUAACAAGCAGCAAAUCAAUAAGAUCAGGAGAAGCCUCUGCUCCUUUAACAGACACUUCAGAAUGCUCCCUUGAGAAAUGCAAUCAGGAAGAAAACACUGGUUUUGCAACAGAAGACAAGGCAUUAAAACCUGAUGUGAAUGAGAGUGAAUCAGAGAAGGGUGGAGAGGAGCCCUCUCCAGACACGGCAAGCAAGGGGUCAUUGAUGUUGGAAUGCCUCCCUACUUCAACAGACUUCACCUUCCAAAGGGCACUUGCCUUUGCUGCAGUCACCCUCAUCUCUGCGUGGCUGCUGCACCUACUUUAUUCCUGGAUCUGACUUUGAGUGAGGAGGAGUGUUACGUACCUGUGAACAAAUGCAACACCAGGUCGGAAGAGACGCUGCGGAGAAGUUCCCAGUGGAGAUCCCACUUCACAGAACAGAAAAAAAAGUCUACAGAUUCUAAAGCUUGCAAGAUUUAGUGACGUUGUUGACAUAUGAAAAAUUGCAAAUCACGUUAAACCCCUGAGAGGGACUAGGCCUUAUUUCGCUAUUGUACGGAUUUUAAUCUUUUGGAUUAACAGAACACUUACAAACUCAAAGUACUCAGUAUUGGUUUCAAGCACUAUCUAAUCCAGGGGUUCCCAACCCAGAAUUCACGGACCCCUCGGUUAACGGUAAGGCUGCAUGGCAUAAUAAAAGGCUGGGAACCUCUUAUCUAAUUAAAUAAGGAAGAGUUAAAGUUUCCUCAGCAUUAUUCAAGCAACGUGGGCAAGAGUAGCUCCACUAACUGGGAAUAGAUUUAGCAGAAGUAUUAAUCAAAGACUUUGCAUUUCUUUUUUAGCAAGAAACCGAAUAUGUUCCAAAGUUAUGUAAAAAUAAAGUUGUUAGUUUAAUGGAUUAGUUAAGUAUAAGGAAAAUGUAUGAAAAAGGUUAAUAGUUCUCAAAGCAGGUAAUUUAUCUGGUUAAGAUGGUAUUCAACAAGACAGGAAGGAUAAUCAGGAGACACAGCAGAAGUUCUCCCCACAGUAUUCAAAUUCUCCUUCGAUUCAUGUAGAUGUCAAAGGAUUAGAGGAUUGCUAAUGUUGUACGCUUCUUCCAAACAAGAACAAAGUAUAAAGCUGCACUUUAAUCUCUGAGUAAAAAUAUUUCAGGAAAUCUUAAGUGUUCAUACCAAAUAAAGAGCAAAGAGAUUUUUUCAAUAAAUGGUAUCUGUUACUCUGGUUGAGGCUUUUGAUGGAGAAGCUAUGUGAACGUCGUAUGUAUGUGAUUUUUAAAAGGCUUUUGAUAAAGUAUUUACAAGUUGGGGUUUUUUGGCAAGGGGGAGAAUAAACAUCAGCAAUGGCAAGGAUAAAAGAUUAAUGAAGGGAAAUAAAUAAUGGUGGACAGGAGAAAUGCUAACAUUUACAGUACGGAGCAAUUUCUUAUAUGGUUUCAGAUGGUAUGGUCUCCACAGAGCCCUGAUCUCCGCAUCAUUGAGGUUGUCCUGGAUUACCUGGAGAAACAGAAGGAACUUGCCAGUGGAUUUCUUAUAAAAACUGCACAACAGUGUAU